Molecule: messenger RNA, 1724 nt
Organism: Tetranychus urticae (two-spotted spider mite)
Lineage: Eukaryota; Metazoa; Arthropoda; Arachnida; Trombidiformes; Tetranychidae
Product: fatty acyl-CoA reductase wat-like
Biological process (GO): long-chain fatty-acyl-CoA metabolic process
Cellular component (GO): peroxisome
Molecular function (GO): alcohol-forming very long-chain fatty acyl-CoA reductase (NADP+) activity
Source: RefSeq, a predicted model, not a curated record
UUAACCAUUUCAACGAUGGAAAGUGAAGUGUGUCAAUUUUAUGAAAAACGUUCAGUUCUAGUUACCGGUGGCACUGGUUUGAUUGGGAAAUGCUUGGUCUACAAUUUGCUCGCCAAUUGUCCUGAUGUCGGUACUAUAUAUCUUUUGCUAAGAAAAAAGCGUGAAUUUAGUUUUGAUCAGAGACGUGAACGUUAUCUUAAUUAUGAUAUUUUUAAAAAUCUUAAAACACCCAAUCUAUUGAAUAAAUUAGUUUUCAUUGAAGGUGCUGUUGAUGCCAAAAAUUUAGGUCUAUCAAAUGAUAUUUUGUCGAAGGUUACAGCAGAAGUCUCAAUUUUGUUCCAUUCCGCUGCUUCAGUUGGACUGGAAGCUGGUUACAAAGGAGCCGAACAAGCUGCCAAUUCCAAUCUCCGUGGAACCAUGAAUGUCCUCGAAUUAUGUCGUUCAAUGACGAACUUGGCCUGUUUAGUUUAUGUUUCAACGGCAACAGCUUACCACUUCAAGUCUCUCAUUGAAGAAAAAAUCUAUCCAGUCCCAUGCACACCGGAACAAUUUUUAUCAGUCAUGGAAUCAGGUGAUGCUAAGGCUAUCGAUAAAUUUUUACGUGAAGACAUGAAAAUGUUUCCAAAUGCUUAUACAUUAACUAAAGCCUUGUCUGAAAAUUUAUGCCAAGCUGAGAAUAGCAAUAUUCCUAUUUGUAUUGUGAGACCACCAAUAGUGUCCAGUUCUGUAGCUACUCCGGUUCCUGGUUGGACCAAUAAAAUGCAAGCCUUUAAUGCUAUGAUUCUUCUUUGGGUCAUGGGCUUGAGUCGUUGUUUAACCUGGGACCCUGACACCCGAAUCGAGGUGGCUCCAGUUGAUUAUGUUUGCAAUGUAAUGAUCACGGCUGCCUGGUUUACUGGACAAAAAAGGCCUGUAGACACUGUUCCAGUGUAUAAUGUGGUCCCUUCGGAGGACAAUUCAGUUACAUGGAGAAAACUAUUAGAAUACUCACUAGACGUUGUCUUUGAAUCGCCCAGCAUUAAAGCAAUUCGAUGGCCUGGAAGACAAAUGAUUUCACCCAAGACACCAUUUAAAUUUUUAUAUUCCAUUAUAUUUCAACACAUUAUUUUUGCCAUCUUUUCCGAUUUAUUUCUGAUUUGCACUGGUAGCUCACCUCAAAUUUGUGCGCUUAUGAUCAAGAUGGUGAAUACAAUUAAAUCAGUGCGAUGGUUUUUAACUAAAGACUGGCAUUACAUCAACACAAAUUAUUUGGCUUUAACGGACCAUCUUAAUGAACAUGAUAGGAAAUUAUUUCCAAUGAGUAUGAAAAAUAUGGACUGGAAAUCUUAUAUACAUACUGGUUAUUAUGGUAUCAGGAAGUUUGUUUUACAUGAAGAUGACGAUAACACGAAAGCUGCUAUUGGCCGAUUGAGAAGACUAACAAUGAUAACCAAUGGAGCAGUUAUAUUUGCUUUCCUCAUGAUCAUCUCUAUGUGUUUUACUUUAUUUUUGUUUCUUCAAUACACUAUUUUGAUUCACGGUCGCUACUAAAAAGACGCAAUUAACUCGAUUUUGCACAAAUCAACACAAAUACCGAAAGAAAACUAAACUUGAUUUAUAAAGUUGAAUGAUGGAUUAGACAAAUCUUGUGCGUUAGAAGGAUAUUCAUCAUUAUACGAACUCAAAUUUUAUUCUGUAUUAUGUCAUAAUGUCUUGUAGCCCAUAAUAAAAUCUAAUGAAAGAAU